GUAAAGCAUAGGGAAGCUUUGUAAAGCUCAAGAGGUAUGGUAAAGCAUGUUAACUAGUAUAGUAUAAUCAUGGGAAAAGCAUGUAAAAACUGCAAAAUUACCGUGCAAAUUUACUGUAGUAAACCUUUCUAAAGAUUUCUAAGGGAUAUACUAUUGUUUAAGAGUGAAUUAAGUCAGCAUGCGAUUGCAACACAGUGCAAAAAUACAUCGGGGAUAAAAUGAUACAGAUUUGUCUACUGCUUAAUGUUAGUUUAUAGUUUAUGGGUUUUAUAAGCGUUUAUUACUAGUUAACUAAACUGAGGCAUUCACACCUUUAAAGGUGGCAGCCUUAAUCACAGUGCAUUCAGAUCAUGCUCCCUGAUCUGGAUACACUGCGAUCCUUAGGAGAUAUAUUUUUUCUCCUGGUGAGCGCGUUGAAAAAUGUAUUGUCCAGUCAACGGACGGCACAGGAGUGUGGUAAUAUAAUAUAAUAUAAUAUAAUAUAGGGCUGCAGUGUGGAGUAGUGGUUAGGGCUCUGGACUCUUGACUGGAGGGUCGUGGGUUCAAUCCCAGGUGGGGGGACACUGCUGCUGUACCCUUGAGCAAGGUACUUUACCUAGAUUGCUCCAGUAAAAACCCAGGCUGUGUGGUCCAGUGGUUAAAGAAAAGAGCUUGUAACCAGGAGGUCCCCGGUUCAAAUCCCACCUCAGCCACUGACUCAUUGUGUGACCCUGAGCAAGUCACUUAACCUCCUUGUGCUCCGUCUUUCGGGUGAGACAUAACUGUAAGUGACUCUGCAGCUGAUGCAUAGUUCACACACCCUAGUCUCUGUAAAUCGCCUUGGAUAAAGGCGUCUGCUAAAUAAACAAAUAAUAAUAAUAAUAAUAAAUGGGUAAUUGUAUGUAAAAAUAAUGUGAUAUCUUGUAACAAUUGUAAGUCGCCCUGGAUAAGGGCGUCUGCUAAGAAAUAAAUAAUAAUAUAAUAUAAAAAAUGGGCAUCUUAGUAAUCAAAGCCCUUCAUACAUGUGUUAUGCAGUGGGCCAUUUGCUUUCAUUUUGCACACAGUGGAAAUACAGGCCAACGUGUCAAAGAUGUAUUUGGUUUCUCUUGACAGAGAUGUGAGGGUGAUGUACUGUAAUCACGUCUCUAUAAGACAGAUUGCACAUGCGAAAUGGUUUUUGUCUAUAUAAAUAUAGCGUCUUGAGUGGAUUGCACGUUUCACUACACAGCCUGGCCACCCUUUUGCAUUGUCAUUGUUUGCGCUUGCAUGACCUGUCUCUUUGUACAGCAAACACUGUACUAUAGAUUGCAACACUCUCACCUCACCCCACAGAAUGACAACUAGAUCUCCAUUUUUUGUUGAAAGAUCAGUGUGUUGGAUUUCUAUAAUCUAUAGUGAGAACAGGUCUAAACGGGGCUGACUGGGGUUCUUCUGCGUGGAUAAUCUGAUUACUGGGGAAGGCUGGGUUCCAGUUACAUUAGUAUAAACUGGCAGAAGUCAGAAGUGAUGGACUUUUUCACAGGCCAAAAAAACCACAGUGGUUGGAACGCGUGACGUUGCAGUGCUGGCGCAGCAGGAUGGUUGCUGUGGUACACUUCCUGAUGCGGUGACGCUUGGCUCUUUUGAGGACAGACUGGGAAAACCUUCAGAGGAGAAGGACAAGACAGAGAAGACUGCAUAUUCAAACCCAGGGUCGCUUUGGGAUGCCAGAGGAUGCGGUGUGUGAGCUGAGCAGCGCUGGCAGAGCAGUGGCAGACGCGGAGCUACUGAUUCCUGCAUGGAUUGGAAUGGGGAAGGCAUCUGCCUGCAAUAACAACACACUGCAAACCAAGAGAAGCUCAGUGGUCUGGAGACUGCUGCUCACCCUCCUCUUCGUCAAGCAAGCGUCAGCCCAGUGCAGGAUCCUGCGAUGUAACUCAGAGUUUGUUGCCGCCACGCUGGACCUGGGCGACGGGGCGGGGGGCAACGCCCGCUACUGCAGUGCCCUGCGUUCGUACGCCCUCUGUACCCGCCGCACCUCCCGUGCCUGCCGGGGAGACCUAGCCUACCACUCUGCAGUGCAGGGCAUUGAGGACCUCAUGAUCCAGCAGCGCUGCCCCAAGACAGGGCCCACCUCCCGUCCAAGGCCCCAGGCUCCGCUUUCCAGCCACGAUGGGCGCCCAGCGGGGGACACCUGCAAUUACAACAGGAGCUUCUACUUCCGGGAGGGUCGGCUACCUUCCUAUUUCCACUGCGGGGUCUUUGGAGACCCCCAUAUCAGGACCUUUCAGGAUGACUUUCAGACCUGCAGAGUCAAGGGUGCCUGGCCCCUCAUAGACAACAACUAUCUGUAUGUGCAGGUCACCAGUACCCAUGUGGCAAAGGGGUCCAAUGCCACGGCGCUCACUAAGAUCACCAUCAUCUUCAAGAACUUUAAGGAGUGCAUCGACCAGCGGAUCUACCAGGCGGAGAUAAACAACGUCCCUGCCGCCUUUAGCGAUGGAUCGACCAACGGCGGCAAGCGAAGGGGGGGAAACAGCCUGACCAUUGGGGGUCAACCGUCCGGACAACACAUUGAGAUCCAUGCGGUCUACAUCGGGACCACCAUCAUAGUGCGACAGAGUGGGGACUUCCUCGCCUUCUCCAUCCGCACGCCCCAGGAGGUAGCCAACUCCUUCUCUGAGGAACAGGACCUGCAGCUCUGCUUGAGCGGCUGUCCCUCUUCCCACAGGCUUCCCCCGCUGGUGUCUUCUGCGUCAAGCCUGCAGACGGCCAAGCUGAAGUGUGGGAGCGAACUGCCCAAAGAGGAUAUUUAUUUCCAGGCGUGCGUUUUCGACGUGGUGACCACUGGGGACACAAAUGUAACGAGGGCUUUGGCCGAAGCUUUGGAGGAUGCAAGAACAUUGAUCCCAGACGUGGAGCGUUUGCACCUUUAUGCAAGUUCUGCAAGCACAAACCCCAUCACUCUCCCCGCGCUUUGGUUAAUCUUCCUCUUAGUCACAGCACAACUUUAACUGGAAUUAUUUAAUAGCACACCGUUCCUCCAGGAUGCUGGCAUGGAUGUAGCGCAGAGACAGUACUUAGUGUGCGACUCAUAAUGUCCCCUCAAAAUAAUGUGCCUGGGGGUCCCCGAGUGGCUGACCUGGGAAAAGCAAGACCAUGUGGGGUGUGGGUUCAAAUCCCGGCUGCACAGUUGCUGAUCUUCACUGGGGAUCCCGGAGGGAGAGUCGCAUUGUCUCGGGCGUGCCCGUGGGUUAGGGAGGCAAAACCGGAAGGCAAUGUUUCUCCUCAUCUCGCUAACCCAGCUGGCCAGGCGCCUCGUAAACUCAACCAGAAACCUGCAGGGCUGGCCUUUGUCCUCCAGAGGGCGGUAGCUCGCUGACAGUUCCUGGGUGUGGAAGAGGAAGCUGGCUCGGUCGUGGGGUCGGAGGACGCCCGCUGAACCUUCGGUUCUCCUGAGCAGCUGUGUGGGGAAUCGCUGCGCUGAGAACAAAAUAAUCGGACAUUUAAAACUGGGGAGAACAUGGAGGGUAAUAUAAUUGGGCACUUAAAAAAAAAAAAAAAGAAUGUGCCUAAAGUGUGUCCUGGAGGGUCUGUAAGAAGAAGAAACUGAUUCGAAUACUCAUACUGCCAGCAAAUGUGCCGACAUCCACCAGGUCCAAUGGGAGUUUCAGAGGAUGGAGGCCUCUCUCACCCCAAUUCCAAUGGUGUUCUUGGAAUGACCUGUCUUAUAAAUUGUUAAACUCAGCUCAUCUCCAGCUAAUGGGACACCUCUGGACUCAGACUUAAAUACCUAUUCAGACUGGUACCAAUAUACAAAGUAGCCAGUACAGCGAGGUGCCACUGUAAAUACUGCCAGGAAUAUAACUCUCUGAGUUUGUAAGAGGCUGUCCAUAUCUGUCUUGUGGAAUCUCCAUUUCAGACCCACGUCAUCGUCAGCUGUACUAGUCUGUGGGCACUGUGAUUUACAAACUCUGUUGAUAUGAGGAAGAAUCUGAACCUGGGUUGUGCUGUACGUGCGACAUGUAGCUGUGGAUCUCAGGGGCUGGGUUCAGAUUCCAGAGCCGACACAAAAUGCGUAUCAUGUGCUCCGGUCCUUAUUGGGUGAAUCUUGAGCCUCCAGAUGGCACAAUUUGUUAUAUAAACAUGCCAUUCAAAUUGAAGGUGAAUGCACAUAUUUUUUUUUGACAUGUGACUUUUUUCCUCAGGCCUAAUUUGUAAAUAAGAACAGAUUUUAUUUUAAAUGAUUGAAUAUAGGGAGGUUGAGCAGUAAACAGUCCAGGACUGGAAAAGAGAAAUGGGAUAUUGCUGUUAAUGUAGAAACAUUGCACGGGCUUAUAGCAAGCAUAGAUUCCCAUAGAGAAGUAUUUUCAUGCUAUGCUAAAAAAGCCUUUAGCAAAUAGAAGUACAUGACAAGUAAGCGCUACGUAAUUAUUUCAUUAGCUAUUACCCCUUUAAAUACAUAAAUAAACACAAUGCAUGGUACACCUGUAUAGCUGUUAAGCAGGGCAUGCCUUUAGUUACUAUGCUUUACUACACCCUGAAGUAUUCCAUGCAAUGUCAUAAUUGGGCACUAGAGGGUGCUACAGUACCAUUCUUCCGGUUACCUGGCAACGCAAUGCUCACCCCUGAAUAAGAACACCUGUCCGUCUCUGCUGUUUGUUGUCUGUUGGUUAUCCCUGGUGCACUGAGGCCCAUGCAGGUGAUAAAAAUGAAACGUAUUUCAAUUUUACAAAUGUAAUAUUUCCUGUAUUCUAAAUGUUUUCAAAAUGUUCACAUGCAUGAAAGAAAAUGAACGUUAAAAACGGAGAAAAGGCACAGAAAAUGUCUUUCCCGUGAGUUUCCAAUUCUCAUGUGAAGAAGAGAGUGUCGGGGGUCUCUAAAGCUACCUGCAUGUCCAGCUCAUCCUUAUUAAAUACGCAAAGAAACACUAGCCUGCUCUCUGUUUAUUCAACUGAGAAAAUGUUAAGAAGCACUUAAUAGAGUUAGAGGAUGGGGUUUGUCGGUGUAUUGGUAAUAUCAAAACAUGGCAAACCUGGGUAAACAAUGGUACAUGCAGAGUAUAACCAUGGGAAAGCAUGGAGGGAAACGGCACAAUUAUACAGAAACACACGCUGUGCCUUCCUGCUACCUUAUUCUGACUGUGGGACAGUUCAGGGAACGUGUUCAAUAUUGGGGUGUCCAGCACAGAGACUCUAAUAUCUGUAGCGUCCCUCUUCCCUCUGAUGUUGUAGCUUCAAAGAUGUUUCAAAGGGAAGAAAAAACCUAUUCGAAAUGAAAAUGGUAUUUCAAGCUUAUUAAAAUCAAUUUCUUGCAUCUUAUUAGCUUUAUUAACAUUAGUCCCAUUUCUUGGUUGUUAUUAUUUCUUAGCAGAUGCCCUUAUCUAGGACAACUUACAAGAUAUCACAUUAUUUUUACAUACAAUUACCCAUUUACAGAGUUGGGUUUUUACUGGAGCAAUCUAGGUAAAGUUCCUUGCUGAAGGGUACAGCAGCAGUGUCCCCCACCUGGGAUUGAACCCACGACCCUCCGGUCAAGAGUCCAGAGCCCUAACCACUACUCCACACUGCUGCCACACUUCUUUCAUAGAUGAAAUGGUAGUCCAGAGAUUACAGACACAGAGAAGGAGAGGUGAUACCUUUCAUUGGACUAAAUAAUCAAGACCUCAAAGGUCUCUUCAUCAGGUGAAAGCAGGAAAGAGAGAUUCAUGUUUACAUUCAAGGGGACUGACAAUGAGCGAGACUUUAUCAGGAAUUCACCAAUAAUCUGUCAAAACAAGCAUUAAAACAAACAGGUAUUGAGACAACACAUAUGCCAGUUUUUCUGUAACUCAAAUAUAGUACUAAGCAUUGCAUUGUUAACAAUUCUGUUCAUUAUUACAAUUUAUUUUCAAUAUACAGAACAUUUUAAAACACAUUUAAGAAUUAAAAACAUACAUUAAAAUCUAAUCUUGUGCUUUUAUUUCUCAAAAGUUGGGUGGAAAUCAUGUAUGAUUGAUAAAUGUGAUUGAGAUUAACCAAUAACAGUAGCUGUAAUGUUUCUGGGAGCUUGUACCUAUUGACUCUAUAUUCAGACGGGAACGUUUCAAUAUGCAGAGUGGGGCAUUAACAGGAGUAAUAGUGAGUGAAUAUAUAAACUGAAAGCCUGAUGUUGCACUCAGCUCUAAGUAUUUUAUUUUAAAGCUCAACUCAAGGUUAUAGCCACACUGCCUAGUAUUGGGACAGGACAACGCAGCUCUGGGCAGCUUACAGGCUAGCCCGCAGAUGCCCGGCCAGUCUAUAGGGGUCGCUAGUGUGCGGUGAGCCGAGGACACCCUGGCCGACCUAAGCCCUCUCCCCCCGGGCGGUGCUUGGCCAAUUGUGCGCCACUUGUGAGCCCUAUAGGCAAAUAUUUUAAUGAGAAGGUAGCAGUGCUCCAAAAUGCUAUCCCUUGUCUAGGAAUACAGCACGACUCGGGAUGUAAUGGUUAUUGAGGUCAAUCCCACUCAGACCCCUACAAAAUAUUUUGGAAUCCCAGAAUAGA
Messenger RNA from Acipenser ruthenus (sterlet), 6480 nucleotides. RefSeq names its product hemojuvelin-like. Gene Ontology annotation, cellular component: plasma membrane. The transcript is spliced from 5 exons. Gene Ontology annotation, biological process: BMP signaling pathway. The record is from RefSeq and is a predicted model, not a curated record. Gene Ontology annotation, molecular function: coreceptor activity. NCBI's taxonomy places the organism in Eukaryota, Metazoa, Chordata, Actinopteri, Acipenseriformes, Acipenseridae. Bases 1683 to 2972 code for a protein of 429 amino acids.